AUGAUGAUCACCAUUCGCCGCGCCACACGCAGCCAGAUCCCAGAGAUCGUCAGCUAUGUUAUGGCCUCACGGGCCAAGACCAUCCCUGGCCAGGACCAGGCCAUUCUUCCAGAUCUCGCCCGCUUCCAGGAGACGUACAUUGAAAACCCAGAUGGGUGCUUCCUGACAGCCCACAACGAAGACGGCCAGAUUGUAGCAGCAAUUGGUUAUUUAGCCUACGACCCACGUUUCCCACAGCUGGAUUUAGGCCACGAGCGCGUGGUAGAAGUGGUGCGACUGUACGUCGAUCCCUCGUGGCGGCGUGCUGGUCUGGCCUCCAGGCUGUUUGCUGAAUUGAUGCGACACGCGCAUGAAGCGGGCAUUGGGCGGCUUUAUCUGCACACUCACCCCCAUCUCCCCGGGGCCAUUCGUUUCUGGGAGAGACAAGGAUUCGUCAUCCUCGAUGUCCAAGAGACGGCUGGUUGGGGGAGCGUGGUGCAUAUGAGCAGGUCCUCUAGCCCUUCUCCAUCCGUCUCCCUGGAGGUGGACUAUGUUCCAAAUGCCGGCGCUCCUAAGCUGAACGGCUCCUUUGCUGCAAACCAUCAACAGAUCCGGAGCUUCUAA
Clonostachys rhizophaga is the source of this 603-nucleotide messenger RNA. The record is from the annotation of a GenBank genome assembly. NCBI's taxonomy places the organism in Eukaryota, Fungi, Ascomycota, Sordariomycetes, Hypocreales, Bionectriaceae.